GUACUCUGGAAUCUGGAUUGGAGUUUUGAGAGGGCUCUUCUAGAGGCGGUGGAGUGGAGAAUAGGGGUUCGAUCGUUCGUUAAGCGUGUUCCGUUGAUAAUGUCUACUUCGCGUCGGAGAUUUUCAGUUUGGGUUUCGACAUGAUUAGCAGGGGUUAGGGUUUUUUGGUACUCUUGGUCGUCGCUCCGUUGCAGGAUGGGUUUUUGCGUGUUUUAGGAAAUAUGACGCGAUCUGGGCUGGACCAACCUUUCUUUGGUACUGUUCUCCGUGUCCCUUCUUUUCUAUGUUAAGAAUUUGAAUGGAUGUGCAUGCCGUUUGUUUCAGUUACUCCUUAUUGCUUGUUCAAUGAUGCUUUGUCUUGCUGUCCUACUGCCCUGUACUUCUGGACUGAUCAUGAUCAAAUUGUGGGUGUCGCUAGACAGUGUUUGCUCAAUCCUUUCUAUAUGAUAGAUAGAUCCCGAAAAUACAUGGUACAUGUCUUUGAUGCUUGUAUGAAAUUGGGUAUGGUUUUGUCUUGGAUUAAGAUGAUUAGAUACUCGCUCCUGUUGCCCUUUUGCCCCACUUCAGGUUCAUCAGCCACGAUAGUGUUUCAUAAAUGGGAAUUCCUUUGUGGAGUUCUAGAAGCAAACUUGAAAAUGAUUACUACAUCAUAGAUAAACCCAUCAAAUAUCUGGUCACUGUCGGUU
Molecule: messenger RNA, 686 nt
Organism: Linum tenue
Lineage: Eukaryota; Viridiplantae; Streptophyta; Magnoliopsida; Malpighiales; Linaceae
Source: the annotation of a GenBank genome assembly